Daucus carota subsp. sativus is the source of this 1738-nucleotide messenger RNA. Its product is annotated as monooxygenase 2. Gene Ontology annotation, molecular function: FAD binding. NCBI's taxonomy places the organism in Eukaryota, Viridiplantae, Streptophyta, Magnoliopsida, Apiales, Apiaceae. The record is from RefSeq and is a predicted model, not a curated record. The transcript is spliced from 6 exons. The coding region runs from base 558 to 1523 and encodes 321 amino acids.
AUCGUGUAGCUGCUUUCAGAACCAAAAAGAUGGGCCAACCCUCUAAUCUCCAUCACACAUUUGAGUUGUUUACAUGCUUACACCUCUCCCAUGGAAUUUAUGCAGAUUAUUUAUGCAGAAACAUAUAUAGAAAAAGAUAAAUGUUGACAUUUUUUUGUUAUUGCAUAAAAUCUUUAUGUUUUAGAGACUAGAAUUAUGUUGUCAUCUCACUCAUUUCUUCAAAAUUCUCCAUUUUUAUCAACUACAAGACUUCUUGAAUCAAAAACUAGGCCUUUUUUAUCAUAUAAUUUCAGACCCUCCAGUUUCACAAUAUGUAGUAGUAGUGUUCAGAGCCAGAAACAAGAUGUAGUCAUUGUUGGAGCUGGAAUUGCAGGCCUGGCUACUGCUGUCUCGCUACACAGGUUGGGAAUUGAGUCGGUGGUACUUGAACAAGCAGAGUCAUUGAGGACAGGAGGAACAUCUCUGACAUUGUUUAAGAAUGGAUGGAGGGUGUUGGAUGCUUUGGGGGUUGGGGAUUAUCUCCGGACUCAGUUUCUUGAAAUUCAAGGCUGUACAGGAUGGCAAUAAAUACAGAAGAUGGAAGGGAGUUGCGCUCAUUUAAGUUCAAAGAGGAAGACGAGAGCCAAGAGGUUCGUGCUGUGGAGAGGGGAAUACUUCUUGAGACUCUUGCAAAUCAGCUUCCACCAGAUGCAAUUCGUUUUUCUUCAAAACUUGCUAAGAUUGAUAAAGGCGGAAGUGGUGAAACAUUGCUAAAACUCACGGAUGGAACCCAAUUAUCUGCUAAGAUUGUGAUAGGCUGUGAUGGUAUCCGCUCCCCAAUAGCUACAUGGAUGGGAUUUCCAGAGCCUAAAUAUGUAGGACAUUGUGCUUUUCGUGGUCUUGCAUUUUACCCAGACGGACAGCCAUUUGAGCCAAAGGUGAACUACAUUUAUGGUAGAGGGGUACGAGCUGGAUAUGUCCCAGUUUCCCCUACAAAAGUUUACUGGUUCGUUUGCUUUAACAGCUCAACCCCAGGUCCAAAGAUAACUGAUCCUUCGGUCUUGAAGAAGCAAACUGGUGAACUAGUUAAGAACUGGCCACUGGAGCUCCUAAACAUCAUAGAUGUGACACCUGACGAUACAAUUAUCAGAACGCCACUAGUAGACCGAUGGUUGUGGCCAACCAUAAGCCCUUCUGCGUCAACUGGCAGUGUGGUGCUGGUUGGCGAUGCAUGGCACCCUAUGACUCCCAAUCUGGGACAGGGUGCUUGCUGUGCCCUGGAGGAUGCAGUAGUUUUGGCAAGGAAGCUUGCAUCAGCAAUCAAGUCCGAACCAAAAUCCGUUGAAAAUGCACUUAAGUCCUACGAAACUGAAAGAUGGCCGCGGAUUUUUCCAUUAACCAUUCGUGCAAAUCUCGUUGGGACUCUCCUGCAGUUGGAUAAUCCUCUGGUAUGCUCUGUUCGGAACAAUAUUGUUAUUCCUAAGGUAGUAAGGCUUGGACCGAUACUGGAACACACAAACUUCGAGUGCGAGCCACUAUCAUAAGCAUUGUUCUGAAAGUCGGUGAUUAAAAACUAAAAAAUUUGAUAUCAUUUAGAUUUGUCAGUGAUUUCAGUUCUUUGAAGUGUGGGGAUUUUUGAGUCAAAUGCGAAGAGAUGUCUGUAACUAAAUAAAUGUGGGGAUUUUAAAUUGAAGACUCGAAUAGACGAAUACCUGUUUUACAUCCUCAGAUUUUACUAAUGAUUCAGAUUUUAAAAUUA